This is a messenger RNA of Aspergillus homomorphus CBS 101889, 1446 nucleotides long. Its product is annotated as CFEM domain-containing protein. The transcript has 4 exons. The record is from RefSeq and is a predicted model, not a curated record. The coding region runs from base 425 to 1144 and encodes 239 amino acids. Lineage: Eukaryota; Fungi; Ascomycota; Eurotiomycetes; Eurotiales; Aspergillaceae.
CCAUCAUGCACCAACCAGUGACGAUCGAGCUAGGGAGAAACUAAAAUCGACGAACAGAAGUGGGAAUCGAGACGGACAGACGCGAAGAGUGGAAAUUGCGGGAUUGUCGCAGCGGGAAAAUACCAAGUGUGAAAAAAAGAGGUCUCGAUGCGUGCGACAAGGGAAGGCACGCAACUCCAGGCUGAUGAAAUGAUUUGCGUGCUCUUUCCCACCACCUCACAACUUAAAUCGGCUCAUCUUCCCUCUCGUUGCCUCCCUUCCUCUUCCUUUCUUCCUCCCACAUCUCCAUCGUUCCAGAGCUCGCUCGUCUUCUUGUCUCGCGUCGAUCACUUCGUUGAUACCCCCUCUUGUUACUCCUCUUUGCUUCUUUGAUCUAUCCUCAUUCUUUGCGCGUGUGCAAAACCUUACUACCCAUCUCACCAAAAUGAAGACUUUCUCGCUCUCCGUGGUGCUGUUGGCCGCUGCCAACAUUGCCAACGCUGCUCUCUCCGUCAGCGAUUGUGCGCAAAUGUGCGUCAACAACAUGAACAGCAAGGCUUCUGAUUUGGGUUGCUCCAGCGGCGAUCUCACCUGCUUGUGUAAGAACAACGACUACGCCUAUGGUAUCCGGGACUGCACCGCCCAGGCCUGCCCUGGUGACAACGCGGCCGCUGUGCUGGCUGGCGCUCUUGCUUCUUGCCCUAGCUCGACCAGCGGCUCUAGCUCUGGCUUGACUUCUACCGUUACCGCCUCUGGAACUACCACUGGCGGUGCUAGCGCUUCGACCAACUCUGCUUCCACCACUAGUGGCAGCGGUACCUCGACCGGCACGGGUGCGGGUGCUACCACCACCUCUGGUGCCAGUUCUGGUACCACCAGUGGUGUGUCCACCACUACUGGAACUACCAAGACCACCAUUACGAGUGCCACCACCAGUACCACAUUGAGCACGGCCACCCUCAGCAGCACUGGCACCGUUACCACUGGCACUGGUUCCUCCCCGGAUUCUACCAGCUCUGGUAGCGACUCUUCUGACAGCUCGUCCACCGGCACUGGCACCGCCCCCGCAAGCUCAUCGACCUCUACCGGCGCUGCCUCUCACUUGAACGUCGCUGGUAGCGGUGCUGUCGGUGUCUUCGGUCUCGCUGCUAUGCUCCUCAUCUGAAUGAACGAUAAUGAUGGGUUGUUCGGUUAAUCUUGGCUGACGUCCGCGUCAAGCAUCACCGUUCGGCCGCGAUUCGAGUGUAUUUCACUAUUACGGUUUAUGACUUGCGAUGUUUCUAAUGCGGCUUGUAUAUUCUAAUAUGACGGGUCAUGCGGUAAUGACUAGUAGAUAAUCUGCCGACCUCCUAGUUUCUAGCCAUGGGGGUAAAGCAAGGUGCAUGAAUGGAUGGUAUGCGGGACUUUGUCAUUAGCUUCUUGAAUCAAUACACUCUCUUCAACUUCUAAUGGAGCUUCAUAUACUGC